Apodemus sylvaticus (European woodmouse) is the source of this 2253-nucleotide messenger RNA. RefSeq lists its product as uncharacterized. The transcript is spliced from 14 exons. The record is from RefSeq and is a predicted model, not a curated record. Bases 1423 to 2232 code for a protein of 269 amino acids. Lineage: Eukaryota; Metazoa; Chordata; Mammalia; Rodentia; Muridae.
AACACUGGAUAUCCUUUUGUCUAGUAUAGAACGGUGCUCUAGCUCACCUACUGGGAAAAACUUGUAUGCAGUUGUUUGGUUUUUUUUUUUUACUUGUUAUGUUAAGUUAAAAGAAAAACUGGAUUCAAGUAAGAUUUCACUGUGUUGUUUAGGAUGAUUUGUACCAGGCAGUGUCUAACUGUGUUUCCCUCAAGAUAGGCACCUGAUUACCCAGUUCAAUGAUAAAGUAAUGCAGUAACAAAUUAGAAUACACAGUUUACCUACAAAAUACGAGUUGAAACUUCAUCACAUGUGGUGCAUUCAUUUCUUUAUGGUGGCACUCUAGUGAAGAAUAAACCAGAGCAGAGGUGAGUGAUGAUAUUAUCCAUGCAGAUCAACAGAUAAUUGCUGAAGCAAGGACUUAGUGAUGCCUAUAUUCCAUCUCUCCAGCAUCUGCCUUUGGUAGGUCAGAAUCACAGAGAGCCCAGACACUGCCAUGACUACUAAGUGGGAAAAAGCUCUUCACUGCCUGCAGCCAUCCACAAGCAUGAGAGGUAGAAAAGCCCACAUGCUUCUAGUCAGACCACAGAUCCUAAGAAUGGGACCUGGACACUGCAUGAAGAGUCAUGUGUCACCUAACAUGAAACCAAACUGCCUUUCCAGUCUCUUCCAGUAGAGGGAUUGUUUAUCUAGGUAUGGCCAGAUAAAAAUAACCUCUUGUUUCCAUGAGAUGUAAUCUAUAAAGGCUGGGCAGAGAAUGAAGAGAAAACAAGUGUUCUACAGUGUCCUGGAGUAAAUUUAUUCUUGGCUUCCGGUAUGAUUGCUCCUAUGUAGCUGAGGUCUUCUGGCAUGUCACAGACAUUGCAGGGCACUCCAGCAAUGCCUUUGUUUUUUUUCCUAUAGUAUAUACUAAAGAGAUCUGUUCUAGCCUAGUUAGUUUUAUGGGAAGUCCUUCUCAACCAACCUAGAAGAAAGUCUUCAUGUCAUAGUGGAGAGAUGGUGGGUGAAGGCUUUCCAUGGGUUUCCCUGUGUGUAUAUGGCUCUAAGAAGGUUUAGAGUGGUGUGCAUUGGGCUACUCACACGGCGUGCUCAGUCAUGUGGCUCAUCCUUCUGUGUUUUCGUAUCCAUCUAUAUUUAGGCUUUAUCUGUGAUUCCUGUGAUGUACAUUCAGUGCCUAACUGAUUGUAAACUUCAUACAUUGAUCCUCCUGAAGCCCCAGUCUCACUGAUGACUGGACCUGGAACAAGCAGUCAGAUCAAAUGCACAAAUACUCAGAGUUGUUAGUUGUCCUGAGUUUUCUACCAUAAGCUGACAUGACCUCUUGUUGUAACUGUAUUCUCAGUUUUUUCCUUCUUAAGGGGAAUUUGUCAAAAUGCACCUGUAACCUCUCAGGAAACAGAGAGACCUUCAGUCUCUGGGGCUCCUUCUGCAAAAACAACUGAAAUGAAAACAAAAGACAUACCGGAGAUUUCUGACACGACACUUGCACCAAAUGUCAAUAAAAGUACCUCAAAGACUUUGGAAUCGGAGGAAGUUAGAAAACACCAACGCGUUUCGGAUUUAUUAAAGAGAAUUGAGCAGAAGCAAGCCAUGGGGCCCCAGUAUGGAGUAGGAAUGCAAGCCUUUAGUGGUGCUUCACCUGAAACAACUGUGAAGAAAGAGAAAGAGAAUUCUGCCUCAUCUUCAGUAGUUGAAGAAAAGACAUCAGAGUCUAUGACGAAGGUUGAGCCCAGACGAUUCAAAAACUUUUUUUCUAUCUUGGAAAGAUUUUACAAGAAGGACCCAGGUCCCUCCCAGACUCCGGAGGAACCUCCAGUUCUUGAAACUACUUCCAAAGAAAUAGGAAAACCAAGAAAAAAAGGUACUGAGAAUGUCCCAGACAUUAAACAGAUAUUUUGUAGAGAUGAAGAGUUUGAACCUCAUGAUGAGGGGUCCUGGGAAGAAUAUAAAAGCUAUUUCCCGGGUGGUGUCCGUGUGUCAGAAUCCAGACAUACCAUGACUUCCACCAUGGUAGGGAGUUAUACAGCACAGGCAGGAGACACAGAUGUUGAAGAACAACAUCAAGAUCUUGAUAGUAAAGAAUCGUUUCCUGAUGUGAUGGAAGUUCAACAAUGGGAACAAAGAAAAGUGUCAAGUACUUUAUCUCCUGCGAUUGACACACUGUUUGUAAAGACAUCAACAUCCUCGGACGACAACCACAUAUCAAUAAGAAGGAAAAGAGGAAGAAAUGGAGGAGGCGCUAGUACUGAUUAAAAGAAUGAGUUUGGCAAUGUU